Messenger RNA from Puma concolor (puma), 2094 nucleotides. It is a transcript of the gene IFT81, whose product is annotated as intraflagellar transport 81. The record is from RefSeq and is a predicted model, not a curated record. Gene Ontology annotation, biological process: intraciliary transport; cilium assembly. Lineage: Eukaryota; Metazoa; Chordata; Mammalia; Carnivora; Felidae. Gene Ontology annotation, cellular component: intraciliary transport particle B; ciliary basal body. Gene Ontology annotation, molecular function: tubulin binding.
AUGAGCGAUCAAAUCAAAUUCAUUGUGGACAAUCUCAAUAAGGAGCCUUUUAGGAAGAACUAUAAUUUAAUAACAUUUGAUUCCCUGGAGCCAAUGCAACUAUUGCAAAUUCUCAAUGAUGUUCUGGCUGAGAUUGACCCAAAGCAAGUUGUUGAUAUCAGAGAGGAGAUGCCAGAGCAUACAGCCAAAAGGAUGUUGAGCCUUCUUGGUAUCCUUAAAUACAAACCUCCAGGAAAUGCUACAGACAUGAGUACCUUUCGUCAGGGUCUGGUGAUUGGAAGUAAACCUGUAAUUUACCCAGUGCUCCACUGGCUUCUUCAGAGGACUAAUGAACUGAAGAAAAGAGCAUAUUUAGCUCGUUUUUUAAUAAAACUUGAGGUACCAAGUGAGUUUCUUCAGGACGAAACAGUGGCUGAUACCAAUAAACAGUAUGAAGAGCUGAUGGAAGCCUUUAAAACUUUGCAUAAAGAAUGUGAGCAACUCAAGACAUCUGGAUUUUCUACAGCAGAAAUAAGAAGGGAUAUCAGUGCAAUGGAGGAUGAAAAGGAUCAGCUCAUUAAGAGAGUUGAACGUUUGAAGAAAAGGGUGGAGACAGUUCAGAAUCAUCAACGGAUGCUUAAAAUAGCAAGGCAACUUCGAGUUGAAAAAGAGAGAGAAGAAUUUCUUGCACAACAGAAACAGGAACAAAAGAAUCAGCUAUUUCAUGCGGUGCAGAGACUGCAAAGAGUACAAAAUCAGCUGAAAAGUAUGCGCCACACAGCAGCAGAUGCAAAGCCUGAAAGUUUAAUGAAGAGACUAGAGGAAGAGAUAAAGUUUAAUUCUUAUAUGGUAACUGAAAAAUUUCCUAAAGAAUUAGAGAGCAAGAAAAAAGAAUUGCAUUUUCUACAAAAAGUGGUUUCAGAGCCUGCCAUGGGCCAUUCUGAUCUUCUUGAACUAGAAUCUAACAUAAAUGAAAUAAACACACAGAUAAAUCAGCUGAUUGAAAAGAAAAUGAUGAGAAAUGAGCCAAUUGAAGGCAAACUCUCACUAUACAGGCAACAGGCAUCCAUCAUUUCUCGUAAAAAAGAAGCCAAAGCUGAGGAACUUCAGGAAGCGAAGGAGAAGUUAGCCAGCCUAGAGAGAGAGGUAUCAGUGAAGACAAAUCAGACCCGUGAAUUUGAUGGUACUGAAGUUUUGAAGGGAGAUGAGUUCAAACGAUAUGUCAGUAAACUUCGAAGCAAGAGUACAGUUUUCAAAAAGAAGCAUCAAAUAAUAGCUGAAUUUAAAGCUGAAUUCGGCCUCUUGCAGAGGACAGAAGAACUUCUUAAGCAACGGCAUGAAAAUAUUCAACAUCAACUGCGAACUAUUGAAGAGAAAAAGGGCAUAUCUGGAUAUAGUUACACUCAGGAAGAGCUGGAAAGGGUAUCUGCACUGAAGAGUGAAGUCGACGAAAUGAAAGGCCGAACGCUAGAUGACAUGUCUGAAAUGGUAAAAAAACUGAAUUCACUGGUGUCGGAAAAGAAGUCAGCUCUAGCCCCAGUUAUAAAAGAACUACGACAGUUGCGUCAGAAAUGUCAAGAACUAACCCAGGAGUGUGAUGAAAAGAAAUCCCAGUAUGAUAGCUGUGCAGCAGGCCUCGAAAGCAAUCGGUCCAAAUUAGAACAGGAAGUCAGAGGACUCCGUGAAGAAUGUCUUCAGGAAGAAAGUAGAUACCAUUACACAAAUUGUAUGAUUAAGAACCUAGAAGUACAACUUCGUCGUGCUACUGAUGAGAUGAAGGCUUAUGUUUCUUCUGAUCAACAAGAAAAAAGAAAGGCAAUUAGGCAACAGUAUACAAAAAAUAUUGCUGAACAGGAAAACCUUGGAAAGAAACUCCGAGAAAAACAAAAAGCUGUACGAGAAAGUCAUGGUCCAAAUAUGAAACAAGCGAAAAUGUGGCGUGAUUUUGAACAAUUGAUGGAAUGUAAGAAACAGUGCUUUCUGAAACAACAAAGCCAAACUUCCAUUGGUCAGGUCCAGGGAGUGUACCAGAAUGGUCUGAGAGCAUUGUUCAAAGGCUUGUGGAACUCAAACCGGAUCUUAAGAAAUUACAAAAUGCUUCACUUUCCUCUUUAG